AUGGAGCAAUCAACUUACACACCUGCCAGACCGGGUACUCGGGAGAUCUAUGACUACUCCAGUCCCUUCCAGUUCCGUCUUCCCCACGCAAGACCCAGAAAGACGAUUGAUAUCGCCCACGAUGGUAUCCUUGUAUCGGCAGAUCCCUUUGGGAGGAUCUUGCAGCUCAGCGCUUACCACUCCGAGCACGGCAUCGUUGUCGCCGCUCCAUUUGCUCAGUUUGACGGGACCCGCUUCCGCGACCCGGAGUACGUGCGCAGCUACCGUCGUCUGCCUCUGGACUUUAACAAGAAUGGCAAGCCGGGGAUGGGACUCGUCGUAGUUGACCCCGACUGCAACGUGUCUUCCCUGGAGAUUGAAGUUCCGAACCAUUACAGCGCCAGGAGCGGCUAUCAACCUGACGAGAGCAUAUCCGUCAGCUGCGUCCUGGAGGUUCGGGACGGCAUAGCACACCAGCACCUGACUAUACGCAAUACGGCCAGCGAGAGCUACUCGGCCGUGCUAGCGCUUCAUGUGUGCGCGAGCGUGCAUCGUGCAUCCUAUGGCCAGCUCACCGAGGGCGGCCCUAUUCCAUUGCCGGAAUGCCACAACGUGCUGAGGAAGUCCGAUGAUUCUAAUUUCAUUAACGUGGCCAACGAUGCUGUUGGCGCACGCUUACAAGUCUGGCUGGAAAUAGGAGGAGAGAUGGUCGAUGUCGGUCCGUAUGAGCGCCAGGAUGGACAUGACCAGCCCGUCGAAGUGGCCAAGCACUUCCAUGUCAGCGUCCCGGCUCACUCAGAGGUCUCCGUGGCAGCUCACUUCCAACUCAUCGCCGAUGGCUUCAGAAGCGGUCCAGAUAUGCAGCAGAUCUGGAGCCAAAAGGGGGCCUCUGGAGCCCUAUAUCACGAUGAAUCUUGGCGCUACCUUAACCAAGGAUGGCUGGAGCCCAUGAGUAUCAAGACCUACAUCAUCCGCCGCAAUGUAGACUACAUUCUGGGUAACUGCUGCGUGCCAGUUUCUGAGAAUGAGGUUGCCGUCCUGGCCGACCAUGUCGCUCUCCCGCUCGGCUGGAACAGAGACAACUACUGGCAAAUCCGCUUCCUCCUGAAUGUAGCAAAAAAUAUCGACGUCCUCAGGAACGACGAAGACGCGAGGGUCGCAGAAGUCCAUGUUCCCGAGAGUGUCCGACACCAGCGCUACACCAACGAUGACUACCGCGAAGCCAUUCACACCACUGCCCGCCGCCACCUCUCGUGGGUCUUCCGCCGCGCCCAGCGACCCCACGGCUUCUGGCACAGGUCUUACCUCGUCACCGGUCGGCCCAAGGACGGGCCGCUGUUCCAGCUCGAUCAGCAGUGCUACCCGCUCCUCGAGCUGUGUGAGUAUUACGGCGCCUACCCGGCCGAGACAGAGUUCGUGAGUGAUCUCAUCACCGGCACAAACACCGCCACUGAGCAAGGUGCAGCGGCCGCCGUUUCUUCACCUGUAGAGGAGGUGCUCGCCGCCAUCAUCGCGCGCGCCGACCUCGGGGAAGGGGGCACAGGCCUCGUCCCGACGGACGAGUCGCCUGGCGACGACCCGCUGGACUACCCCUUCAGCUUCUCCAACCACGUUCUGCUAUGGCACACCCUCAACUCCCUCCGGGUGAUGCUCGCGAUGCUGCUGGAACUCGACCUGGAUCUCUGCAGCCGCCUCCUCGCCCAGUGCAUGGACCUGCUCGUCUCGGAGGAGCCGCGGCGUUUCCUCACCACAGAUGGGGACCGCCCCAUGUUCUCGUACGUCACCGACGGCCGGGGCGCGCACGCACUCUACCACGACGCCAACGACGUGCCGACAGUGCUCUUCCCGCAGUGGAUGCCCGAGGUCAACGUUCGCGACGAUCUGCGCUCCGCCUGGAACAACACCAUGGCCUUCGCCUUUUCCCCGCGCAAUAGCCGCGGCUACGCCACCGGCGGGCGGACGUCGGUAGAGGAGGGGGCGGACGCAGACGACCUGCCGCCGUUCGCGGGGCUGGGCAGCGUGCACAGCCCCGGCGCGUGGCCGCUCGGGUACUUCCAGGAGCUCCGGUACGCGCUAUCUACCGAGGACCGGGACGCUGCGAGGAGCGCGUGGAGGCGUAUUCAGGGUGCCAUGCAGUGGGACGGCACGUUCUGCGAGGCCGUCGACGUGACCACGGGCGAGUGCACGAGCAAAGCGUGGUUCGGGUGGCCCGGAGCCAUGAUUGCGGAUUUGCUGGUCAAGAUCAGGGCAGGGGAGACACCGGAUCUGCUGGAUUGA
Thyridium curvatum is the source of this 2256-nucleotide messenger RNA. RefSeq lists its product as uncharacterized. The transcript is spliced from 3 exons. The record is from RefSeq and is a predicted model, not a curated record. The coding region runs from base 1 to 2256 and encodes 751 amino acids. NCBI's taxonomy places the organism in Eukaryota, Fungi, Ascomycota, Sordariomycetes, Thyridiales, Thyridiaceae. Gene Ontology annotation, biological process: carbohydrate metabolic process.